Messenger RNA from Colletotrichum graminicola M1.001, 2319 nucleotides. Its product is annotated as OPT family small oligopeptide transporter. The record is from RefSeq and is a predicted model, not a curated record. Gene Ontology annotation, biological process: transmembrane transport. Lineage: Eukaryota; Fungi; Ascomycota; Sordariomycetes; Glomerellales; Glomerellaceae. Gene Ontology annotation, molecular function: oligopeptide transmembrane transporter activity. Bases 1 to 2319 code for a protein of 772 amino acids. The transcript has 5 exons.
AUGGCAGCCGACAUCAGCCGCACGCCGCCGCGCGAGGACGUCGACUCUGACAAGUCGGCGACGCACGACAUCAAGACAGCGCGCAACACCCACGGCCAAGAUUUCGAGCUUGAGAAUGGGCAUCUCACGGAGCUGGAGGUCGACAUGGGUCGGGUCCUCGAAGAUGAGCGCGAGGGAGACUACGAAGCCGACACCUCGCCCUUCCCGCAGGUGAGGGCGGUCGUGCCGGAAACUGACGAUACUGCGCUUCCGGUCAACACGUUCCGAGCCUGGUUUCUUGGUAUUAUCUUCGUCUUCCUGGGUGCAGGUGUCAAUCAGUUCUUCUCGCUGCGCUACCCGGGAGUCCACAUUGUGGCUCUCGUCGCGGAACUGCUUGCGUUCCCGAUCGGCGUCGCGAUGGCCAAGAUCUUACCCAUCAGCCGGUUCAACCCCGAUCGUCACUUCAACAUCAAGGAGCACGCCCUCGUGACCAUCAUGUCGAAUGUGUCCUUCGGUUUCGGUUCCGCCGACGCGACGAACCUGAUCCAGGCCGCAAGGCUGUACGGUUUCACCGUCCCGCCCGGCAUGUCAGUUCUGGUGGUGCUUUGCUGUCAGCUCAGCGGAUACGCCGUCGCCGGGCUUGCCAUCCCCUGGCUCGUCAGGCCCGCGAGCAUGAUCUGGCCCGGCGUGCUCAGCAACAUCGCCCUGCUCAGCACUCUCCACUCGAGAGCCAACGCGGUUGCCGAUGGCUGGCGCAUCACUCGUAUCAAGUUCUUCAUGGUUGUCGGCGGGUGCUCUUUCGUUUGGUACUGGUUCCCAGGCCUCAUCUGGACGGGGCUGAGCUACUUCACCUGGAUCUGCUGGAUCGCGCCCAACAACCUCGUAGUAAACCAGUUAUUUGGUAUGGUAUCGGGACUUGGUCUCUUCCCUCUGACCUUCGACUGGUCAAUGAUCGCGUACAACUCGAACCCCCUCUUGAGCCCUCACUGGGCUGCUCUGAACGUCUUUGCCGGCUUCGCCGUGUUUUUCUGGAUCGUCACGCCGGCCAUUUACUACACCAACACCUGGUUCACGUCCUACAUGCCCUUCUGCACAGCGGAUGUCUACGACCGCUUCGGCACUGCGUACAACGUGACCAAGAUCCUGACCAACAACGAGUUCGACCAGCAGAAAUACGCCGCGUACUCGCCUCCGUACCUGCCUGCGACAUUCGCGUUCGUGUACGGAUUGUCCUUUGCGUCCAUCACUAGUGUCCUGUCGCACGUCUACUUCUUCCACUUCGAUGAGAUUAAGCGCGCCAUGAGGGGUACGCUCAAGCUCGAUAUCCAUGCCCGACUGAUGAAGUCCUACAAGUCGGUCAAAUGGUGGUGGUGGGCCGUCAUCCUCCUCGUUGUGUUCGGCAUGAGCGUCGGCACCGCGGAGGGCUACGACACCGCAUUGCCAUGGUGGGGAGUUAUCCUCGCCUUCAUCAUUCCAGCCUUGUACAUGAUCCCUUGCGGCAUGAUCCAAGGUGUCACCAACGUCAAUGCUAAUCAGCUGAACGUCCUCUCUGAGUUCAUUGGAGGUUACAUGUUUCAGGGCAAACCAGUUGCCAACAUGCUAUUCAAAAUCUUGUCUACAGACGUCGUCGGCCAGGGUCUGUACUUCGCAGCGGACAUGAAGCUCGGGCACUACUUGAAGAUUCCGCCCACGACUCUCUUCUUCGCACAAGGCCUAGCUACGAUCCUUGGCGCACUAACGCAGACCGGUGUCACGCUGUGGAUGUUAGGUAACAUCAGCAACAUUUGUACAACGGACCAGCCCAACGGUUUCUCUUGCCCCAACGGCCGCACCGUGUUCUCCUCCUCGGUCAUCUGGGGUCUCGUUGGCCCUGCGCGUCUGUAUUCCGUCGGUGGCAUCUACUCCGGCCUGCUGCAUUUCUUCUGGAUCGGCCUCAUCCUGCCGCCCAUCACGUACCUCAUCUACAAGAGGACAGGCUCGGAGCUCAUCCGCAAGAUCAACUGGCCGCUCAUCUUCGUCGGAACGUACAACGUACCCCCUGCCACAGGUAUCAACUACUCCUCUUGGUACAUUGUGAACUUGGUCUUCAACAAAAUCAUCUACCGCAAGUUCUAUGCCUGGUGGAGCAAGUACAACUACGUUCUGGCUGCGGCAUUGGACACCGGCCUCGCAAUCAGCGGUAUCGUCAUCUUCUUCGCGGUUACUUAUGGCCCGAACGUGCAGUUCCCCAACUGGUGGGGCAACACCGUCUGGCAGAACACCGCGGACGGCCAGGGUUUGCCUUGGUUGCAGAUGCCGUCGGUCGGCUAUUUUGGGCCUGCGAAUGGCACUUGGUCAUGA